ACAUACAUAACUAAAUAGGCAGAUAGGUCCAAGGUGGAUUAUUUCAUUGAAUGUACCGUACCUACACAUUUCCCUAGACAUGAAUAUGUUAGCGGUAAUGAGUGCAUUAAAAAGUCGAGUAGUCUGUGGGAAUUUCAACUUUGUUAUUCACAGGUCCUUGGAUGAACUCCUAAAAGAAUCUUAACCUGUGUAUUUGAAGACAGAUUGGCCACUAAGUAAUUGCCGAGCACUGUUUACCAGGAGAUCCAUGUCACUAUUGUUGUAGGUGGGUAUAAUCUGGACGAUAGACAAUCUCAAGAUAUUUGCUCCUAUUGCUCCCAUGGUGGCGGUCUUCUGACCAUCGUCCAUUUCUACUGGUUGACCCAGGCUGUCCACUAUGUGGUGCCAGUGUCCAGUCAGUAGUCGGUGAUGCUGGAGCUCCAAGAAACGUAUUUUUCCAUACUGUCCACCAUCAUUGUCAUUACCAUGGCAUCGUUGUUCUUUUGUUGUUGGAAGAGGAAGACCUGCGAUGACGCACCUGAUGGCAAGGCCAAGAAGCAAGAACCAGACAAGGUCAAGCGAGGGAGUUCUAAGAAGGACCAACCCCAACGCCCAGAGAAAAAGCCAGAAAACGGGUUGGUCAGUCCUACUCAAAGGUAAUGUUGUUAACGACCUAUCUAUGCCUAACGACUAUGAAUGCAUUAAAAAAUAUGUAUUAAAAAAUAUGUACACGUCUGGCAGAGAUUCCUUAGGAACAUUUAUUCAAAAACAGUUUUUGUAUCAGUGGAAUGGGUCUCAGAAAGAGUGGUUGAAGGGAAACAAUUGAUUCCCUGAAGGGAAAAAAUUGAUUCCCUGAAGAUAAAUUCUCAAUUUUAUUUCCUGUAACUGAAUCCAUGUUACAAUCUACAGCUCCCCGACCCACGUGAUCUCGGGGGAGGACCUUGGGGACUUCUCUGCGGUUCAGCGAGAAACAGAAAUUCUACGCUCGGUGAGUUCAUUCAAAGCAAGUCUGACAGACUUAACACAUAGUCAAACCUUAUUUUUCUGGGAAUAAAGAGAACAUAAGUGUAGUGACAGUGAUACCAAGUCAUGUAGUUACAGACUACAUGUUAAAACGGUGUUGGGAGAUAACUUUCUUGUAUGGUACACACUGACCCAGUUGUAACUUUUACUUCCCGGUAUUCCAUAUCAAAUAUCAAUUCAUAAUCAAACAACCUAUUUUUAGCGUGUGGCAGGCGGUGGAUUAGCCAAUGGACAUAAGAACUGUUCAUGUCUACUUUCUGCCCAAUGGCUCAAUGAAAUUACAAACAUUAAACAUGCUACACGGCAAGCUCUAUGAUGGCGCUAGUCCAAACAAUGGGUUCGUACUGUUAGAGGAUGCUACAUCUGAUCAAUAGACAAAGCAUGUUCGCUCAAUUUCCUCGCAAUGAUUCACAUGCCUGUGUUUCAUGAGUAAUUUAUGCCUUUCGAUAGUAUUAUCUCCCCUACACUCCUACUUUCAUCAUGAUCAUAAGAUUUUACUGUGCCUCAUUCCAUUGUUAUCUCUCCCCCACUCUUUCUACAGGCCGUGGGGAUAUUUGAUACAAAUUCUUUCUUUUUUUAAUUUUUUUUUUUUUUACACACAUCUUGAAAACGUACUUGUUCGUUGGCUUACGUACUUGUUCAUUGGCUUACGUACUUGUUCAUUGGCUUACGCUCAAAUAUUAACCUUUCAGUACCGCAAGCCCCCACCUCCCAAAAACAGAGGCAGGCAAAGCAGGGCACCUCGAACAGCCAUGCAACGCUCCAACGAAAACUUGGACAUUUUCACAGUGAGUAGAGAGACUUGGAACAAGUGCGUCAAUCUAGGGUCAACCAUAAAAACCAAUUGUUGUAGGUUGUAGUACUGACAACAAUUGUAGGUUGUAGUACUGACAAGAGAAAACCUUCAUUUUAGGAAGGGGUAAGAAGAGUUUUCACAAUGUGGGGGCGCUGUUACUGUUACACGACAUGCUUUCAUUAACUAACACUAAAACGUAACAAAAUAAUAGUAACAACGUAAAAUGCGAUUUCGUGUAUUUAGGAUGUUGCCCAUUGCUAAGAUUCGCAAGAAGUACAUAUAUCUCUUGAUAUGCCUAGCUGGUUACCAGUAAAGGGUGUGUGGCCAAACUACCUUGAUUUGAUUCAAUGAAUACUCAGUUUCCCUUAGUCCCACUUCAAGCCCCAAAAUGACCUUGACCUAGUUAUGAAAUGGGAUACAUAAGCCAGGUGACCUAGUUACGAAAUGGGAUAUAUCAGCCAGGUGACCUAGUUAUGAAAUGGGAUACAUCAGACAGGAUACCUGUUAUGUAAUGGGAAAUUUAAGUCAGGUGACCUAUCACCCAAUCUAGGAUACUGAGUCUUUCAUUAAUUAUGUCAACAAUUUAUUGGUGAUUUUUUUUGCCCCUCCCCCUUUUCCUCCUUGUUAACAACUGUUUUUCAAGGAGCAGAUGGUUUAUUAGGCCCAAAAACGUAUCGUUGAUGCUGCUCUAGCCAUUUGAAACCAUAAGACAUUAUAAGCCAUUAACCUUAACAAAACUUUUGAAAAAAUAUACAGGCCUAUUAAUAUUUUAAUUUUAUUUAAAUAUCAAAGAAAAAUACAGUUAUUGUCAAUUUAUCCCCCCCCCCUCCCUCUUUGACCAUUGUCAAACUUUGUCCUACCUCCCCCUAUUUAGUUGACAUAACUUAUGGAGGACCCCUAAAAAAGGAACCAUCUAAUAUAUGGAUAGGGCGGGUAGAUGGUACAUUAAGACAGGAAAAGCGGCGUGAGUGAAUGUCAACCGUUUACAUCCCAUCAACCCCUUCACCCACACCAUCUGUCAGACCCAUUAACAGUUACAGGGUAAAGACAGAAAGAGAAAUUAGACUAUAAACUUACGGGAAAUUGUUUUUUUAUUCAAAGGCUCUAUACUUAAGAUGCCCCACGGUUUAUUAUGCGUUUAAAAAAAUAGAAAAUGUGCAUUGUAAACAUUUGGUCAUCGUUUCCUCUAGGAGCUGAGUGAAGAAGAUCUCAAACCGUCUGACAUUAAUGAAACCCUUGAAGUCAAAGAUGAAGUGGAUGCAUCAAUGCUUCGUUCCCGUCCAGAAGAGAGUCCCAAGAGAGACGUGCGCUCAUCCAUGCUGGCAGACAUUGAACAAACACUGGCUGCCCUUCACACCACUGAGGAAACCAAGUCUGCUGGUGACGUGAGACAAUCAAAGGAUGUAAGCAGCAGCUCAGAGAUUGAGCAGGCCAAAGACCAAACAAAUGAACCAUCAUCACUUAAUGCCACAGGAUCUGAUGAAGCUAAUUUAAGCACAACAUCACAAUCCAGUCCAUCAGUCAAGCCAAGACAAGCCCCAAAGGUCAGUCCUAAACCAAGCCCCAGAGCCAGAGUCAAGGUCACUGAGAAGAUCACACCCACUGCACAGACCGUUACUGCACUGACUGUUACUGAACGAGAAGAUUCUUCAGGUAAAGAAGGGAGCCAGUCUUCCAGGUUAGAAGAGAGCCAGUUGGCCCGGUUAGAAGAGAACCAGUCGACACGGUUAGAAGAGAGUCAGUCGACACUGUUAGAAGAUUUAACUAUAUCCACAGCAACCGAUGACUUUAAUACAACAUCUGCAUCUUCCACAGCAGGGAGUCAGUUGACUUCUCUACAUUCUGACAAUCCAAUCACAACAUCAGUGACAUCAAGCACCAAAGAUUACAUAUCAGGGUCAGAGGGCAUAUCAGAGGAGAAGUCAGCAGUUUCCAGUGAAAAUGUUUCCCCUUUGCCAGAGUCAUCAUCUGAAUCAAGCCACCCUGCUGUUACUGAUUUAUCCACUGUUUCAGAAGAAGAUUCGAAAGAUCUCAGCAGAAGCUCUGAAAAUUUGAACACCAAAAUACCAGAAAUCAAUCCUAUAAUUAUCCUGCCCACAGCUGCUGCUCCACUGGAGCAAGAUGAAAGAUCAGUGGCUUCUGAUAGGGGUGACAGCGUAUCAUCAAGUAUUUUGUCUGCAGCUCAUACCACCAUACCACCUAAUGCCAGCCCUACUGGUGACAAAGAGACAGGGGUAAAAGAGGCAACAGGUGAGAAUGGCAACAUAGAUGUCACCUCUGACAGUAUUACAGAUGCUGACAGCAGAUCAACUGAUCUUGAAUCCAGCGCCAACACCGGUAGCCAAAUGACCUCAUCGCUGUCUGUUGUUCUGUCAAAGAGGGAUGAACAGAGUGAGGCGGACACUGCACCUAGCCAGUCCAUUGAGAUCUUAACAAAAGGAGAACAAAUCUUACCACCAGCUAAGGUUGAAAGCAGAGAUCCCAGCACGAAUGCUGAUUUGGAUGAAGAUGGCCAAAGCAAAACAGAAGAGCAUUCAAGAGAGAGGCGUGAGUCUACUGAAGACCAGGCUGGGAAGGGCAAACACAGUAAAAUACCUGUCAGAGCAGGUCAGUAGUCAUACAAUGAGGAUAGUGAGAACAAAUGAAUUCUAGAAUUAUCCUUAAAAUAUGCAUAGUUUUAAAGAUACACAAUGAAUGGAGAUUUUCUCUUUAUUGACUACAAAUAUAUAACUAGUCAGUCCUGUGUGUGUGCUUUGAUGUUUGUUUGUUUUUCUGAUCUUUGAUUUGCUAAGGGACUUGUGCCCAUUCUUUUUCUUCUCUUUUCUUUCAGUUUUUUUAAUAUCAAUUGGUAGGAUUGAAAUUUAUUAAGUAAAAUUUAAUUUACAUUAUUGUUAUUUGUUAUUAUGUUGCAGAAGGCUUUUAAACUAUUUUUUCUUAUAAUAAAAGCCUAUAUUAUGCACUGUUUUAUUUACAUAAAUUGUUUUGUAUCUCAAUGUGCUCAGAGUAACUUCUUUCAGUGGGACAUUUUUUGCAUUUCUAAAUUUCCAUUUUCAGGAUCUAAAAGUCGAUCAAGUCCACCAAAAGCUACAGCCUCAAAAUGAAGAUUUACGUAAGUUUUAAUUUGAUAUCAAUACACAUAAAUUAUGCUAGUGGGUAUGCAUUAAUGCACAUAAACUAUGGAUUAUAAUCAAGUGCUUGAAUUCUGUUAGCAAUUUUUUUAUCAAACCAUGCAAUGAUUAAAUGAAAUAUUAAUCUAGAAAUUAAAACUAGUAACUUUGAAGAGUUUUUAUUAUGUUAUUUUCAGCACACAUAAGGACCUCAGGACAGACAUUAAAAGUGUGGCCAUUUAUAUACAACAAUAAGAACUCAAGUAAAUCCUCAAUAUAUUUCUGCUGUUAAAAGUUGCAUAAUACUUUUUUUUAAACUUUUUUUUAAACCGUUUUUUUUAAAUUAAAAUUUAUAAUCCCUACAAGGCUAAGAUCUUGUAUUAAAAAUAUAUGCUCUUUUUAACAUUACUUUGGAAAAGAAAAUGCAAAAGUACAAAGGAAACUUAUUGGAAAUAGUGAGGUAUAGUUAUACUCAAACCUUAUGUUAUUAAAUAAGACAUACAUCUAUGUGGCUGAUAUAACUAAUUCUAUUUUUUGUUUUAAAUGCUCAUUAACCAUAUUAUAUGCUGCUUUAACUGUUUGUAAAUAAAAUAUCUUUUGUCGCACAGGAAAUAAAUGACUAUGUCGCACAGGAAAUAAAUGACUAAUUCGUGUUUAUAUUUAAAGAUUAAAUCACAUACUUCCAAUUAUAUUAUGAAUCUUACAUAUCAGACAUUAGCAAAUACAACUUACAUUUUUUUUGUUGUUGCUUUUUCUAAAAUCCAGUGAUUUUAAUAGUUUUAUUUUAUUAUGAUAUACUUGGAAUAUUAAAGAACCAACUUCCUUGGAAAACAAGAUUUUGAAGUUGGGCUAUGUGACCUACAUGAAGUAAAAUAUUUUCAGCAAUGGGGAAAACAAAAUCAUGGUAGAUUCUGGAGUCAAAUAAUUCAUCAAAUUUUACUACGUUUUCUUUGGGCUUUUCAGUAAAUUUUCAUUUUCAUGCUUCUUUUAUUCAGUUUAUGAGUAUGGACUUUAUAAAUAAUACAAUCAUUUUCAUAGAUUUAAAAAGGCAUAGCUUAAGAUUCCACCAAAACAAUGAGAAGGUUUAAUUUCAUCUAAAAAUAAUUUUUUUAAAGUUUAAUAAUUUUGAAAAUUACUAAUUACUAUUGCUGGCACAUUUCCAUAAUACUGUUAAUCCAUUGUUUAAAAAAAACAUAUUUUAAAAAAUUUAUGUAAAAUAAAAUUCAGGUCAUUUAUUAAAACAAAUAAUGAAAUCUUUUGUAAGAUAGAAGCAGAAAAUUUAGUGAGCCCUAGCACGCUUUUAGCUUAUCCAACAGGUUGGUGUGCUGGUUACCAAAUGAUAACAUACUGCUGAUUACCAACUGCCUAACUUAUGCCUUAAAUGUCAAAACUAUAUACUGUGUGUAAUAUGUGCAUGGUAAUCUUUUCAAUUAUGUAUCCACCAAAUACUUUUUUCGGUGGGGAAUUUAUUGAAUACGUCGUCAUUUAUUAAUUGACUUUAUUUAAAAGAUUUUAGCUUGUGCAGUUGCAUGAAACUAAUUCUAUGUUUUGAAUCACUGCCACGGGGCUUUGAGAAAAUAUCACCUUUUAAAAAGCUUUCAAUUACCAUCAAAGUAUCUUUGAGAUACACUAAAAUGAGAGGUAUUGAAAAAUAAAUAACGUCCCGAUACCUGUGGUCCAACUUACAUAUUUGUGUUAUGUUAUGAUGCAAAGUUGUUGGUACUUAUUUGAUAUGCCAAUCAAGUGCCUUCAUCAACUAGUCAUUUUAAUAAUUUUGUUCUUGCCUGAUAUAUUUAUAAAUCUUUAAAAAAUAUUUUUGUACAGUACAAUGCCCAGUUAAAGCACAAUUUGGAGUAAUAGUGUUGAAAUAAAGUUUUUUUCUUUUAGUUUGAAAUAUUUUAUAAAAGAGCUUGAUAUGAAAACUCUGUUAAACUCAAAUGACAGAAAUCCUUUUAUGCUUUGAUUACAUGUAAUGUUUUUGUUGCGAAUAUUUUUAAAAAAUUGUAUUUUGUCAAUAAAUUUUGAA
This is a messenger RNA of Lymnaea stagnalis (great pond snail), 6931 nucleotides long. NCBI's taxonomy places the organism in Eukaryota, Metazoa, Mollusca, Gastropoda, Lymnaeidae. The record is from the annotation of a GenBank genome assembly.